CAUUGAAAUGUGUGAUGUGUCAGCGGUUCAAUGCAGUGACAUCAAUGUUGAACAGUGGUCCUUAGAAAACAUUCCAGUAGAGAUUUUUCUUCACAUAUGUUCAUAUUUGGAUGCAAGAUUCAUUAGUCGUUCUUUAAGCUUGGUAUGUAAACGCUUCCAUGAAAUACUUUCUGACAUAACAGUAUGGAGAUCACGCAUUACGAAGAGGUGGGGUAAUGAAUAUCCUCCAGUUCCCGUGGAUACAGAUGCCUUUGACUGGAGACUAGCCUGUGUGUGUAUUGAAGAUCAGUAUGAAUUUUGGAAUAAGAAAGAUGUUCAAAUGAAGCCAAUAUUAACAAGUGACAUCCAUCAGGGAGCUGUGAAUGCUGUACAUUUAAUGAAUUCUGGCUUGCUGUGUGUGUCUGGAUCAAAAGACCGUAGCAUUGUACUGUGGGAUCUGUCUAAUGUGGUGAAUGGUGACACAGAAGUUCCAUAUCAAAUAUCAUCAGAUGUCCACAAAGGUUGGGUCACGAAGUUAGCCUCUUGUGGUGAAACUCUGUACUCAUGCUCUUUUGAUACAACCGUAAGGUCAUGGCAGCUCACUACCAGUCUUCAACGAAUGUCUGCAUUUCAAUGUCGGACACCCGUCCUCUCACUAGACUGUACAACCAAUCUGGUGGCAGCUGGAACACUAGCGAGGGAUGUGAUGCUCUUUGAUACCAGGGUUGGACAAUCUGAGGUCAGCCUGUACAGAGCUCACCGGGGUGGUGUGUUAGCCCUGUCCAUGUUUGGCAACUUAAUUGUGUCUGCCAGUGAGGAUCGUACGUUAACCGUGUGGGAUCGAAGGGCAGAAAAAGUUAUGAAGCAACUAAUCCUGUAUGAUGUUCCCUUGUGCAUGUCAUUCAGCAACAACCUUAUUUAUGUCGGUGACUCGAAGGGAAAUUUACAUCUCAUAAAUCCAGCUCAAGGGCAUUUCAAUAUUGUUGAUUCAUACAAAGUUGGGCACAGAGCACGCCUGACAUGCGUGCAGCAUGGAAUGGGCAGCAUCCUCACAAGUUCAACUGAUGGAACGGUUCGAAUAUCCACACCAACUCAGAGACCAGAAACAAUUACUGUCAUUAGUUCUCAGGUUUGGCAAGUAACAGAGUUUGACUAUAAGAACGAUAUUCUAGUGGUUGGAGGCUAUCAUACUGCAUUGGAGGUUUGGCUGCCAUGUGGAGAAUAA
Cryptotermes secundus is the source of this 1204-nucleotide messenger RNA. RefSeq names its product F-box/WD repeat-containing protein 9. The transcript has a single exon. Gene Ontology annotation, cellular component: preribosome, large subunit precursor. The record is from RefSeq and is a predicted model, not a curated record. The coding region runs from base 8 to 1204 and encodes 398 amino acids. Gene Ontology annotation, molecular function: protein binding. Lineage: Eukaryota; Metazoa; Arthropoda; Insecta; Blattodea; Kalotermitidae.